UAGUAUUUGGACUGUCCAUGUGACUUGUGAGCGUUGGAGUUACAGAAGUGCACAGCAUGCGCACUGCAGCAUCUCGGUUCAAGAACGGAGAAUGACAGGAUCUUUGUCAGGUGUAUGAUCGUCCUUUGUCCGUGGUUCAGCACAUCAUGACUAGCAUGUCUACCCACGAAGGAGCUCUGCAAGACUUUUGUGGGCCUCCUAAUAACGACUCCCUCUUCUGGCCUGACAAAGCCUAUGGGUAUUGUAAGGAGCUCCUGGUCUUUGACUCCACCAGCUACGCUCUGCUUGCCAUCACUAGUGGCCUAUACAUAGGCCACAUCCAGCACACAGAGCAUGAAAACUUGAAGAGAUCACGAGCUGUACAUAUACGGCUUGUCGUGUCUCUGGUCGCCAGCUUGUCACCAGUGUUGGGGAUAAUUUUGAGCUUAAAUCAUGCCGUAAAGCCACUUGCGCCAGUUGAAUACCUUACGGAUGGUUGUGUUUUCUUUGCCUGGGUUGUGCAUGCCCUUUACCUCAUCAAGCUACGGAGAACAGGGACAAAGCAUGUGAGGGGUCAUUUACCGGUCCUGCUCAUGUGGCCCCUAACUUUUCUGUCCACUGUCGUGAAGGUGGCACGAGUUUUUCGCAAUAUCGUUCACAAAGAAAGAGUAGAGUUGGAUGAGAUUGCCAGAAUUUUAGCAUUUGUAGAAUUUGCUUUGCAGCUGCUGUAUUUAGUGUCAGUGUUGCCCUCCCCUAAACUCGCCAGAAAGAACUACGAGAAGAAUCGAGGUAGGCCCAUCUUUCCGAGCAUCAAUGACGGUGCUUGGGAUGAGGCAUCACCCUUGGUGGGAGGACGGAGGAGGUCUUACACGCUGGAUGAGUACGGUCUCCUCCCUGAUCUUGGCAUUGCUGAGGAGCAAGGCGGUUUCCUGUCCAAGGCUAUCUUGUGGUGGAUCCAGCCGUUGAUGAGACGGGGAGCGCAGGGUCAGCUGAGAAGCCCAGACGAUGUAUUCAGGCUGCCCAGGUCGUUACAGACCCACAAUGUGGAGCAGGCCUUUGGCAGGAUCUUUUUCCGUGGUAAGCUAUCCCAGGGAGUCACGGAUUACAGUGGGACGUACAACGCAUCUCGACUAGAGGAUUCCCAGAUGCCUGCAGGCUCUCUCUUUUCUGAAGAACCACUCCACAGCUUUUUGGGAGCCAGCUAUAGCAGUCAGUAUGACGAAGUGCCAUCUUAUGAAGUCAGAAACCCCAGGUCAAAGACAUGUGCACAACCCACCCUCCUCCAGGCACUGUUGAAAGCUUUCGGAGUUCGCUUCUUCUCACUCGGAAUAGUAAAAUUUGUCUGUGACAUGUUAACCUUUGCUGGACCCCUACUCCUCAAUGCUUUGGUCACUUUCAUGGAGAACAAGAAGGAACCAGUCCGGAAUGGUUGGCUGUAUGCCCUUGGUCUCUUUCUCUCGUCACUGAUCGGCUCAUUCAUGUCUAUUCACUACAACUACCAAAUCUUCAAGAUCUUGAUCCGCAUGCGGGCUGCCCUAGUCACCACGACUUACCGCAAGGCCCUCGUGGUCAGCUCUACCACUGCCUCGCAGUUCACGACCGGUGAGAUUGUGAACUUCAUGAGCGUCGAUUCAGAGAGGAUCAUCAAUGUCUGCAGAAGCUUCCAUGAGUUGUGGAGCCUCCCUGUCAAGGUCACUGUCGCCCUGUUUCUCUUGUAUCAGCAACUGGGACUGGCAUUUCUUACGGGAGUUGGUUUCACUCUGUUGCUGAUUGCUAUGACAAAAUGGCUGACAGUCAAGAUCCAGAAGUACUUUGAAGAUCUGAUGCGUCACAAGGACAGCAGGAUAAAGGUGAUGAGUGAGAUCCUGUAUGGUAUCCGUGUUAUUAAGUUCUACGCUUGGGAAAAACACUUCACGCACCGGAUCAAGGAGCUGCGAGACCAGGAGUUGAGCAGUCUUAAAGGAGUCAAGUAUCUGGACGCCAUGUGCGUGUACUUCUGGGCAACCACACCCAUACUCAUCUCCAUCCUAUCCUUCACCACCUACUCACUACUCGGAAAGCCGCUCACGGCUGCUAAGAUAUUUACCAGCUUGGCCCUUUUCAACAUGCUGAUCGGCCCACUCAACAGCUUUCCCUGGGUCCUUAAUGGCGUCAUCCAGGCUUGGGUAUCUGUCAAGAGAGUCAAGGGCUUCUUGGAGCUACAGGAGCUGGAUCCCCCAACCUAUUACACCCCAGAAGACACAAUGGACCCCAACUCAUACCUUGAGAUCAAGCACGGCAGCUUCCAAUGGGACCACCCCAGGAAAACGGAGAAUACCUCUGGGGAUGAGGAGGCAAAGAAGUCUGGCAGACCAGCUGGGAAAGAUGUAGAUGGGAUGGGGCAGGGGGAGGAGGGGACAGGUGUCCUGAAACUGUCCAGUUUGAAUUUACGCGUUGGCAGGGGUCAGCUGGUCGGGGUCAUAGGUUGCGUGGGCUCUGGCAAGAGUUCCCUCCUGUCUGCGAUUACAGCCGAGAUGACCCACACCGGCGGUUCCAUCAGUGUGUCAGACCUGAUGAGUGGCUUCGGCCUGGUUCCUCAGGAGGCUUGGGCGCAGCAUGCUACCUUGCGGGAUAAUGUCUUGUUUGGCACAGAUUAUAUUGCCAAGAGGUACCGAGCGGUCAUUGAGGCAUGCGCUCUCCUGGAAGACGUCAGAAUUCUACCAGCAGGAGACCUGACUGAGAUAGGAGAGAAUGGAGUGACCCUCAGUGGAGGCCAGAAGGCGAGGGUGGCCCUGGCCAGAGCCGUUUAUCAGGAUAAAGACCUGUACCUACUGGACGACCCAAUGGCUGCUGUGGAUGCACAUGUAGGGGCGCACAUCUUCUCCCAGUGCAUCAUGGGAUUGCUCAGAAACAAGACCAGAAUCCUUUGCACCCACCAUACCAAGUACCUUCAGGAAGCCGAUGUGGUUGUGGUGAUGGAAGGUGGAGAAAUUACAAAUGUCGGACAUCCCUCGAUGAUUUUGAAAAACAAGAACCUGCUGACCUCAUUGCAGUACAAAGACCAAGAAAUCACAGACUCAACCGAAGGUGACAGCAAGAACUUGGAAAAGGACGGGGCGGAGCCAAAGACGGAAGAGGAGGAUGGCAAGCUGGUUGAGGAGGAGGAGCAAGAUGUGGGCGUGGUCAAGCUGAAGGUUUAUAAGGCGUACUGGAAUGCCGUAGGAUGCCUCCUUGCAACCAGUGUCCUGAUUGCGAUGUUCUUAAUGCAAGCUUCCAGGAAUAUGACCGAUUGGUGGCUGUCGUACUGGGUCGGUCAUUCCCACACCAACGACACAAUCAGCUCAAGCUACAGCAGUGAUACCACUGGCCAUGACAGAAGUAUCACAAGGGAACUGAGCAUUCUUGCAGAAGUUCCGUACACCAGGAUAAACCGGACAAGUGAUGACAACCUUGUCUUCUUUCUCGGCAUCUACGGUGGCAUAGUCGGAGCAAACAGCAUUUUUACCCUGUUCAGAGCCUUCCUGUUUGCCUACGGUGGCCUGUGCGCUGCCAGAACUGUGCACAGCAAACUUCUGGCCAGCAUUUUGAAGGCCCCCGUCUCCUUCUUUGACACCACGCCCAUCGGCCGCAUCAUCAAUCGUUUCUCCUCGGACGUGUACACCAUCGACAAUGACCUCCCGUUUGUCUUCAACAUCUUCUUGGCCUCCCUUUUCAGCACAGUGGGUGCCUUUGCCUUGGUGUGUUACGGACUGCCAUGGUUUUCCAUCGUACUGCUCCCCAUGUUUAUACUCUACGUGUACAUCCAGAAUUACUACCGGAAGACAUCUCGUGAAUUGAGGAGGAUUGAGAGUGUGACCAUGUCUCCAAUCUACGCCCACUUCUCCGAGACUCUGGCUGGACUACCGACUAUCAGGGCACUCAGAGCCACUGAAAGGUUCCGAUUGGAGAAUGCUACCAAGCUGGAGACCAAUCAGAGGGUUCGUUUCUGCAGCUUUGCAGUGACGUGUUGGCUGUCCGUCUGCCUUCAGAUGUUGGGUGUUGGCAUCGUUACCGCCGUGGCUGUCAUAUCUGUUUUGGAACACCAAUUUCAGACCGUCAGUCCAGGUUUGGUUGGGUUGGCUAUCUCCUACACCCUGUCCAUUAGCUCCUUGCUGCAGUCCAUGGUGACCACCUUCACCGACACCGAGAAGAACAUGGUCAGCAUGGAGAGGGCUGAGCAGUACAUCAAGGGCCUACCCUACGAGCAGCAAGAGGGACUGCGCAAGGUAGCACCUUCCUGGCCCCAAUAUGGCCAAGUCUCCUUCAAGAAUGUCUCUUUUGCCUAUCGCCCAAACCUCCCAAAUGCAUUGGAUGGAGUCACAUUUGACCUACAACCUGCUGAGAAGCUAGGCAUUGUGGGAAGGACUGGGGCAGGGAAGUCAUCACUCUUACAGGUGCUAUUCCGAAUGGUGGAAAUUCAGAGUGGUCAGGUAUCCAUUGAUGGAGUGGAUUUAGCGCACUUGUCAUUGGAGGAACUCAGAUCCAAGCUUGCCAUCAUACCCCAGGAUCCCUUCCUCUUCAUCGGUUCCAUCAGGGAAAACCUGGAUCCAACAGAACGAUUCUCAGACAGGGAUCUCUGGGUGGUGCUGGAGAAGUGUCACCUGCAAUCUGUGGUAGAGAGCCUGGGAGGUUUGCAGGCUCAGGCUGGGGAGAAAGGCCGCAAGUUUUCUGUGGGUCAGAGACAGCUGGUGUGCCUGGCAAGAGCUAUGCUCACCGGUGCCAAGGUCCUGUGCAUCGAUGAAGCCACUGCCAGCGUUGACAUGGCAACCGACCGUCUCCUCCAGCGGACCAUCCGGCAGGAGUUUGCGGCCAGCACGGUGCUGACCAUCGCCCACCGGCUCGACACCAUCAUGGACAGCGACCGGGUGCUGGUCAUGAGCAGUGGUCAGGUGGCCGAGCUGGCCAGUCCAGCAGAACUUCUAGAGGACCCAACCUCUAUAUUUUAUGGCCUUGUCAACAGUGGUAACAGUUCCAAUGAGGGGUUUGUGUAAGACAAGUGCCUUGGGCUCAAGGUCCACUUGCGUCAAGUUAUUGCUGAAUUUUAAAUUUAAAAUGUCAUAAAUUUGCUGCCAGUUCUUCUCAUACAUAUUAUAUUUUCCUACUUCAUAGGAUUGUUUGUACAUUAGCCGAAUCCAGGGGUGUGAGUGGAAUAAAAAAAAUCAAAUUAGCUACAAUUGGGAGUGGGAAGCAUAUAUGGCAUGGGGUCCAGGGCCUUUAACCCUAACCCUCCUCAAUCCUUCACCUGUUGGAGGAUUGAGGAGGGUUAGGGUUAAGGAGGCCCUGGGAAA
Acanthaster planci (crown-of-thorns starfish) is the source of this 5285-nucleotide messenger RNA. Its product is annotated as ATP-binding cassette sub-family C member 10-like. Gene Ontology annotation, molecular function: ATP hydrolysis activity; ATP binding; ABC-type transporter activity. The record is from RefSeq and is a predicted model, not a curated record. NCBI's taxonomy places the organism in Eukaryota, Metazoa, Echinodermata, Asteroidea, Valvatida, Acanthasteridae. Gene Ontology annotation, biological process: transmembrane transport. Gene Ontology annotation, cellular component: membrane.